Messenger RNA from Batrachochytrium dendrobatidis JAM81, 3842 nucleotides. RefSeq lists its product as uncharacterized. The transcript has 7 exons. NCBI's taxonomy places the organism in Eukaryota, Fungi, Chytridiomycota, Chytridiomycetes, Rhizophydiales. Gene Ontology annotation, biological process: Golgi to vacuole transport; retrograde transport, endosome to Golgi. Gene Ontology annotation, molecular function: syntaxin binding. The record is from RefSeq and is a predicted model, not a curated record. The coding region runs from base 1 to 3822 and encodes 1273 amino acids. Gene Ontology annotation, cellular component: GARP complex.
AUGACCACUGCUGCUUCUGACACUGCUCAACUCAGGAAAUUCGCUGCUGUCGAAAACCCUUUUGAAGAAGUCUUGAAUUCAGAGCAUCCUUGGUCUAUCAUGGAUAUUGGCUGCAAUGCUAUCUCUGGAAUUGCCAAUGAUUUAUCCUCUCAAGAACGUUCUUUCUUAUCAGGUUCCAAGGGCUUGAAAGGCAUGGAUACGCUGCCAGUGAUUCCAUCUACUCCUAUUCGCAAGAUCCGACUUUCAGAAUUCGACCCAUAUCUACGCACGCUAGUCGAUGUUAUUGACAAGCACCAACUAAACCGCGCUUUGGGCAUGGCUGCUACUCAAGGCAUCCCGCAGCUGGGGUCCAGUACAAAUUCCCUCGAUUUGACAUGUGCCGGAUAUCCCGAGUUUCAAGAUCUUACCUCCAAAGUAGUAGGAGCAACAGCCACUGCAUCAAGCGGCAUUACCAAAAUGCAACGAACACGAAUGCUCUCUGUAAACGUUCCUUCAUUAUCUACCAUUCCAACUAUUUUUAUGGACAAAGAUUUCGAUUUGACCAAUCCGCAUACAUUCAACGCUGCUUCUGAAUACAUGAACGUUGUGGGUUCAAAUGCAUCUGAUGAAAAUGUAGCAAAUCGGCAGUUACAGGAUAAACUCACCCAUCAUCUGGAUACGGUAGAGGUGCAUCUACUCAAGGAAAUCUCGCGCCGAUCCUCUUCAUUUUUUUCUGCAUUAUCCAAUUUACAAAGUCUCCAUAACGAGACGGAGGAGUGUGUUGGUAAAAUUCAGGAUCUGAGGAAAAAACUUGCUAGUGUAUCUGCCCGAACUGCCGAAAAUGGGUUAGAAGUGGUACGACUGAAACACCGACGUGGAAAUGUUGGUAUGUUGUAUGGAGCCGUCAAGCUAUUGGUAGAUAUCAAGCAUUCACAGCCAACAAUUCAAGCUCUUCUUGGUCAAGCAGAUUAUGUUGGUGUGUUGGAUCUUAUUGAAAGCACAAGCUAUAUUUUAAAAGGACUCGAUUCAACCAAUGCAUCUGGCCAUAAUGCAUAUCACAGUUCAUCUCCAAUCAAAGCUGAUUCUCCAAGCAAUGUAACAGGAAAUGAGCUACUUGCACUUUCAGAAGGAGUUACUCUAACACGUUGUCACUCCAUCAUUCCCAAAAAUCUAGACCUGCGCGGUGUUUGCUCUUUGGUUCAUUUGAGUGGAAAACUGUCUGAACUAGCUCGUACAAUCUCAGUUGUAAUGGAAAAUGAGUUUAUUGAAUUACUGCGAGUUGAUAUCCAAGAUAAAGUCACUCAAAUGAUUUCAGAUUCCAUGUCAUUAAUUUCUACUCCAACUGCUACUGCAGGAUUUCCUGUGCGCAUGUCAUCUACUUCUCAUCGAAUUUCGGGAAAAUCUGCAAAACAGAAACUUCCCAUUUCAACUUCUGUUUCAACACCAUCCAAUGCCACUUCGAUCUCUGUGACUGCUCCAGUUUCGGAUACUCUUCCGCCUAUCAAUAUCUCUCUCAAAACUUGCAUUAAAAAUAUUGUAGAUGGAAAAUGCACGUUUUCACCUGUUCAAACUCCAAACACUGCCAUUACUACACUAGGACCCGAAGUACGACACGGAGAAGAAAGGCUGUUGGUUAAGCUUACUCCUAUGAUUUUAGGUCUACUACGAAUGGAUAGGCUUGGUACUGCACUGCACGCAUAUUGUGAAAAUACAAUCAAGCAAGUAAAGGCUUUAGUAAAGCAGCAUUAUCCUGUACCUCAAUCAAUCGAGUCAAAAACACUCUCUACCACAGAAAACGCAGUUGAAGCGGCAGCCAUUCGAAAAAAAGAAGAACAAGCUGCUCUUUCAACCCAACUUCGAUCCAUGACAUUUGAAAAAUUCUACGCCAUGCUGAUCCGGGUAUAUGUCACCUCGUUGAACAUUAUCCAACGUGUAUCGACUGUGCAUCAAACAAUACUCACCAUUCUUCAAAAUGCACAACAUCGUGGAGUUGAAAUUGGAUCAAAUAGCGUUCAGAAUAUGGCCGUUGCAUCUACUGUUAAUGCUGCACCUACACCUGCUCAUGAGACUAAAUCUACACCUAAACGUAUGCUGUAUGAUGAUGAUGAUGAUUUUGGGUCUUCAGCCAACUUACUGGAUACUCUUCAUGAUCCACUUGUGCGUACCAAAACCAAGGAUGAAUCAGUUUCUCAAUCAAUCACUGGAUCUGAUACAGUAUUUGAUGGUAGCAUAUCCACCUAUGGCCAAAUGUCAAAUGAGUCGUUGGAUGUUCUUUCCACCAUAUCUGAUCUCAUUCAUGCUCGAUGUGCCAAAUUAAUUGGGGUACGCUCUGAACAAAAUGCCCAGCUCAAUGCAGCAGAUUUUUAUCGCAUAUUUGGUGCUACAUGGGAAUUCAUUACUUCAAGUGAAAUCAUUUGUGGACGCAUUUGUUUUGGCCUUAAAAGUGUUAUUCUUACUCAUGCCAAAGCAUUCAUCUCGCACUUUCACGACGAAAAAUCCAAGCAAAUUGCCGUGUUGGUGGAGAAUGAACAAUGGGUUCACGCAGAUAUUCCUAUUGACUUUCAGCACAUCACGGAAGCGCUGCAGCUUGAUCCAAAACUAAUUGGUGACGAGUCUGAAAAUAAGGAGUCAUACUCUAGCAUAAGCGAAGAUUUCGAUGUAGAAGAAGAUGUCUUGUCAAGACAUAGUGAAGAUGACAAUAGCACGACUGAAGAGAUGGAUCUAACUUCUUUUGCAUUUAUGAAAGCAAAUGCUGCCGAAAUAAAAUCAGAAAAAAUUGCAAAGCAGCAGGAAAAUGCACCAAAGACUCUUAGAUAUCUAGCAGUGGAUGGCGAAAAAUACUAUGUAGUUGGAUCUGUACUACUGUUUCUAAAGACUCUGACAGAUUAUAUCAACUGUGCAGAAAGUCUUCCUGUUUUGACAACUGAUGUGCUGAAUCGGAUUCUCGAGCUUUUAAAGCUAUUCAACUCACGUGUGUGCCAAGUCAUUUUGGGAGCUGGUGCAAUGCAAUCUGCUGGACUAAAGAGCAUCACUGCUAGGCAUAUUGCUCUUGCUGCUCAAAGUAUUGGCGUUAUCAUUGCGAUUAUCCCAUAUAUUCGCAAAGGUAUUUCACGGCUUUUGUCGCCCAAACAGCAAGUAUUGUUGAGCGACUUUGAUAGGAUUUUGCGUGAUUUUAGAGAGCAUCAAAACGAGCUGUAUGCCAAGUUAAUUUCCAUCAUGAAUGACCGACUUGCGCUCCACGCAUCGAAACUAGGAGCUAUUUCAUGGGACAAUCCUGACUCUAAAGAGAUUUCAGCUGAAGAAACCGUGACUGUACAUAUGGCUGUUCUUAUCAAGGAAACAACCACUCUACAUAAAGUGUUGUCAAAAUACCUACCUGCCGAUGCACUCAAGAAUAUCAUGGGUGAAAUUUUUCGAAAUUAUGUUCAACGUCUUGACAUGGAAUUUCGUAAAAUUGAUUUGUUUUCCAGUUCGGGAAAAAACAGACUGCUUAUGGAUGUGCAAUAUUUUAUUGGACAACUUUCUGCAUUGGAUGGAAUUGAUGGACCAGGCAGCCAUCUAGAGGUAUGUGUCAACAAUAUCAAAAUCAAAGAGAAGCGAUCUGCAGCAGUAUUAAAUUCUGGUCGUGGUGGAGCUGGACUCAAUACCCUGGCGAUUCCGUCACCUUUUAAUGGAAGUACUGGUGGAACGUCGCCAUUAAAGAGUCCAUCUUUAGCGCGAUCAGCUACCUCGACAACCUCUACAGCAUCAAAUGUGUCAUCUACUUCCACACAACAGCGUCCGACUAGCCAGUUUGCAUAUAAUUUUGGCAAAAUGUUACGAAGUCAAAAUGAAGGACAAUAAUAAAGCGUGGUUGUUACGUC